Messenger RNA from Iphiclides podalirius (scarce swallowtail), 1257 nucleotides. The record is from the annotation of a GenBank genome assembly. Lineage: Eukaryota; Metazoa; Arthropoda; Insecta; Lepidoptera; Papilionidae.
AUGGUGCAGGUGAAAGUGGAACAGGGGGUGCUGGAAGGCGAGGAGCUGGAUGUGGUCACAGGCGACAAGCGUUAUUUCAGCUUCAAGGGCAUCCCCUACGCCGCACCGCCCCUCGGUAAACUGAGGUUCAAGGCCCCUCAACCGCCAGAGCCAUGGAAAGGAAUAAGGAAAGCAACGGAACACGGACCGGUUUGCAUCCAAAGAGAUAUUUUUACAAAUCUAUUUAUACCCGGAACGGAAGAUUGCCUCUAUUUGAAUGUUUACACACCAAACCUUAAACCGAAAAACUUGUUGCCCGUCAUGUUCUUUAUACACGGCGGAGGCUACAAAAGUGGCUCAGGGAACGUCGACUUCUACGGACCCGACUUCCUUGUUGCUCAGGACGUGGUCGUUGUAACUAUUAACUACAGGCUCGAAGUGUUGGGAUUUCUCUGCUUGGAGACGAAAGAAGUACCCGGUAAUGCCGGAUUAAAGGAUCAAGUGGCUGCUCUGAGGUGGGUGAACAGAAAUAUUAGCAACUUCGGCGGUGAUCCAGAGAACGUUACCAUCUUCGGUGAGAGCGCAGGGGGCGCAGCCACCGCACUCCACGUCUUAUCGCCAAUGUCGAAAGGGCUCUUUAAGAGAGCAAUAUCAAUGAGUGGUGUACCGUUCUGCGAUUGGUCUAUCCCAUUCGAACCCAAACGACGUGCUUUUGUUCUCGGAAAGCAACUCGGUCUAGUAACUACAAAUACAGAGCAGCUCCUAGAGUUUCUUGAAAAUGUUCCGAUUGAAAAACUCGUUGAUACUAAUCCAAGUAUACUGAUUUCCGAAGAUACGAGCAACCUUUUUAAAUUUUAUCAUUUCACACCAGUCGUAGAAAAAGACUUCGGUCUUGACCAUUUUCUUACGGAAGAUCCCGAAGAGGCAAUGAAAAAUGGCCACAGAAGUAUUUUUGGCAAUGAAGGCGCUAAAUAUGGUUUAGCGGGUGCAGCCCACCUCGAUGAUCUCAUGCAUUUGUUCGACCCGAAGCAGUAUAAACUACCAGUGAACAAAGAGAGUUCAACGUACAAAAUGAUUUUACAAACAUGUUCCCUCUUCACGAACUUUGCGAAAUUUGGUAACCCGACUCCUGAUUCAUCACUGGGAGUGAUUUGGCCUGAAUACGUCGCUUCUUCGGGAGAUUAUCUUAACAUAGCAGAGGAGUUGACGGUGGGGACGGGGCUUGAUGCCGAAUUUGUAGCAUUUUGGAACAGUAUCUACGAAUCGGCAGGAUUGAUG